Molecule: messenger RNA, 1643 nt
Organism: Acanthisitta chloris (rifleman)
Lineage: Eukaryota; Metazoa; Chordata; Aves; Passeriformes; Acanthisittidae
Gene: ARID3B
Product: AT rich interactive domain 3B (BRIGHT-like)
Exons: 9
Coding region: 1-1602 (533 amino acids)
Biological process (GO): regulation of transcription by RNA polymerase II
Cellular component (GO): nucleus
Molecular function (GO): DNA binding
Source: RefSeq, a predicted model, not a curated record
AUGAAGCUGGAAGCUGUGGUGGAGCAGCUGCAGAAGCAGCAGCAGAAGCAGCAGCCAGGCCUGCAGAUGGAUUCGAGGGAGAGGCAGCAGAGGCAGCUGCGGGAGGCCCAGCUGCUGUACACGCAAGCCACACCUGCAGCUGGAGCUGCUCAGCCUUUUGAUCAGAGCAGCAUGAAUUCAGAGCCAGAAGAGGAGGAGGAGGAGGAAGAGGAGGAGGAUGAUGAAGAGGAGGAGGAGGAAGAAGGCGGCGAGCUGGAGGAUGGCGGCCCUGACGUGACUGCAAAGGAAAGCUGCUCUGCUCGGAAAUAUUUCCAUGCUCCCAAAGUUGUCCAGCACAACCAAAGAGUGGCGUCUACCUCCAGUCCUCUCCCAGCUCCAGGGCACCCCCGGGGAACACAGCAGGGCAAGGAAGAACAGGGUAAAGACACUACUAAGCAGCUGUAUUCAGGCUCCCCCUCGGGACGUCCCAACUGGCGCUUGGAGGAGCAGCUCAAACAGAAUGGCACCGUGAACUGGAGCGAUGAAGGGGAUGGAUGCAGAGGAAGAGAAAUCUCAAGAGACUUUGCCAAGCUCUAUGAACUGGACAGUGAUCCCGAGCGGAAAGAGUUCCUGGAUGACCUCUUCGUCUUCAUGCAGAAGAGAGGAACUCCCAUCAAUAGGAUCCCCAUCAUGGCAAAGCAGAUCCUGGAUCUCUACAUGCUCUACAAGCUGGUGACUGAGAAGGGAGGGCUGGUGGAAAUCAUCAACAAGAAGAUCUGGAGAGAGAUCACCAAAGGCCUUAACCUGCCCACCUCCAUCACCAGUGCUGCAUUCACCCUACGGACACAGUACAUGAAGUACCUCUAUGCCUAUGAGUGUGAGAAGAAGUCUCUGAGCUCCCCGGCAGAGCUUCAGGCAGCCAUCGACGGCAACCGGCGGGAGGGCAGGCGGCCCAGCUACAGCUCCUCCUUGUUCAGCUACUCACCCACCACCACGGGGCCUCCUUCCCUCCUGUCUCCCCCCAAAAUCCGCUUCCCCAUCAUCGGUGUGGCGCCAGGCAGUGGGACCAGCAACCCUCGGGUGUCUCCGGCAGCAGCGGUCAGAAAAGGUGACGGAGUGCCCUUGACUGUGUCUAUGCCAAAUCGUAUUGCUGUGCCAGUGACCUUGGCUAGCCAGCAGGCAAGUGUGGCAGCAAGAACAGCCACCCUGGAGCAGCUGAGAGAGAGGCUGGAGGCAGGAGAGCCCCCGGAGAAGAAGGUGUCACGGAUGACGGAGGAGGAGCAGCGGCUGGUCCAGCAGGCCCUGCAGCGCAACCUGCUCAGCAUGGCACGGCAGGUCCCCAUGAAGGUCAAGAUCAACGGCAAGGAAGACAAGUCAGACUCGGCAGCAGCAGCAGCACUGAACGUGUCACCCAACGGCAUUGGGAGCAUUAACAUGUCGGUGGAGAUCAAUGGCACCACUUAUGCUGGAGUGCUGUUUGCCCAGAAGCCUGUGGUGCACCUCCUCGCCGGCUCCAGCACCCAAAGCUCCUGCAGCAGCAGCAGCAGCUCCCACUGCUCCCCCAGCCCUACCUCAUCCCGGGGAACGCCCAGCGCCGAGCCCUCCACCAGUUGGGCUCUCUGAUGGUCGGCCCAGCCCUGUCUCACACUGGCCUCCAGCAGCUC